Batrachochytrium dendrobatidis JAM81 is the source of this 2124-nucleotide messenger RNA. RefSeq lists its product as uncharacterized. Gene Ontology annotation, molecular function: L-glutamine:D-fructose-6-phosphate transaminase (isomerizing) activity; carbohydrate derivative binding. The coding region runs from base 23 to 2083 and encodes 686 amino acids. Gene Ontology annotation, biological process: protein N-linked glycosylation; fructose 6-phosphate metabolic process; UDP-N-acetylglucosamine metabolic process. The record is from RefSeq and is a predicted model, not a curated record. NCBI's taxonomy places the organism in Eukaryota, Fungi, Chytridiomycota, Chytridiomycetes, Rhizophydiales. The transcript is spliced from 7 exons.
CAUCACUCUUUCUAUACUAACUAUGUGUGGUAUCUUUGCUUAUGUCAACUAUUUGGUCGAGAGAGACCGCAAGUACAUUGUCAACUCUCUACUGACUGGUCUCUCGCGUCUGGAAUACCGAGGCUACGAUUCAGCUGGUAUUGCUAUUGACGGUGACACUGAAGGAAAUGUUUUGCUAUUUAAGCAGGUUGGCAAAGUGGCUGCUCUCCGUAAAAAGAUUGAAGAACAAAAGGAUCUUGACACAGACAAGAUCUUUGUUGCCCAUGCUGGUAUGGCUCAUACUCGCUGGGCUACUCAUGGUGUACCUUCCGAAAAAAACUCGCAUCCUCAUCGCUCUGACCCAACCAACGAGUUCACUGUUGUGCAUAAUGGCAUUAUUACCAACUACAAGGAACUCCGCACUGUUCUUGAGAAAUUUGGCUUUGUGUUCGAGUCGGACACCGAUACCGAGUCUGUUGCCAAACUUGCCAAGUAUAUUUAUGAUACCCAGAAAAAAGUCAUGGGCCCUGCUCUUACCUUUUACGGUUUGGUAAAGGCAGUGUGCAAGGAGCUUGAAGGUGCUUUUGCUCUAAUCUUCAAAAGCACUCAUUUUCCCAAUGAAAUGAUUGCUGCUCGUCGUGGUUCUCCAUUGUUGAUUGGUGUCAAAACUGUCAAGAAGCUCAAGGUUGAUUUUGUGGAUGUAGAUACCGAGGUUCCAGAUCAAAUUAAUGAUGACAGCCAGUUGCUCAUGCCUGACCAACCCAAAAUCCGUCGAACUCAUUCUCGUGCUUUUCUUGGGGACGAUGGUGUCGUGUGUCCAAUUGAAUUUAUUCUUGCGUCGGAUGCCUCGGCCAUCAUUGAGCAUACUAAAAAAGUUUUGUAUCUUGAGGAUGACGAUGUUGCCCAUAUUUGCGAAGGAGAUCUUCAUAUUCAUCGUCUUCGCCGUGAUGAUCAAAUGUCGUCUGUUCGCCCCAUUCAAACUCUGGAACAAGAGCUUGCUCAGAUCCAAAAGGGAACAUUUUCUCAUUUCAUGCAAAAAGAAAUUUACGAUCAGCCAGAAUCUGUCAUCAACACCAUGCGUGGUCGUGUCAACUUUGACGACUUCCGUGUUGUGUUGGGUGGUCUUCGGUCUCAACUGGCCAACAUCCGUCGUUCUCGUCGUAUUAUUUUCUCAGCCUGUGGUACAAGCUUCCACUCGUGUCUUGCUGUAAAGUCCAUCUUUGCAGAACUCACUGAGAUGCCUAUUGCUGUUGAGCUUUCUUCCUCUUUCCUUGAUGAGCAGCUUCCUGUUUUCCGUGAUGAUGUUUGUAUUUUUGUCUCCCAGUCUGGCGAGACCAAAGAUACACUUCUUGCCCUACAGUACUGCAAGGAACGUGGUGCUCUUUGUGUCGGUGUGACCAAUACAGUCGGCAGUACUCUUUCUCGUGAGACCCAUUGUGGUGUACACAUCAAUGCUGGACCAGAAAUAUGUGUUGCAAGUACCAAGGCGUACACAUCGCAGUUUAUUGCUCUUACCAUGAUUGCUCUUCAGCUUUCCGAUGACAAUUUCCAAAAGGUAGCUCGUCGUUCAGAGAUUAUUGAAGGUCUUUUCCGACUCUCUGGAGAUCUUAAAAAGACUUUUGCUCUUGAACCUCAAAUCAAGCAGCUUGCUUUGAAACUCAAGGAUGCACGCAGUCUUAUUCUUCUUGGUCGUGGAUAUCAAUCUGCAACUUGCCUUGAAGGUGCACUCAAAAUCAAAGAAGUUACAUACAUUCAUGCCGAAGGUAUUCUUGCUGGUGAGCUCAAGCACGGUCCUUUGGCACUCAUUGAAGAGGCUAUGCCCAUUAUUUUGCUCAUGACCAAGGAUCGCCAUUACUCUGACUCGGAGAAUGCUCUCAAGCAAGUGACUGCACGUGGCGGAAAGCCCAUUAUUAUAGCGCACGACACUGACAAGACUUCACUAUUUGAUAAUCUGGAGUCGUUGCGUGUCCCCGUCACAGUGGAUGCUCUUCAACCCAUUGUCAAUGGACUCCCUCUGCAGCUUCUGGCGUACCACUUGGCUGUUGCUCGUGGUAUUGACCCAGAUUCGCCUCGUAACUUGGCCAAGUGUGUUACCACUGCUUGAUAUGAAUGAAGUAUCCAUUUUCCAUUUGUCUAUUGACAUAG